Messenger RNA from Punica granatum (pomegranate), 4288 nucleotides. NCBI's taxonomy places the organism in Eukaryota, Viridiplantae, Streptophyta, Magnoliopsida, Myrtales, Lythraceae. The record is from RefSeq and is a predicted model, not a curated record.
GCUUAUUUCCCUCUACUUUUAAUAGAAUAAUACUCGAAGUUGAAGCAGAGAAAGGUCAUGAGCUUGCAGAGUAAGCUACACCAGGAGGAAUGGUUGACAAGAAACAUCUUCCUACUCUUAGCUAGUGAGGAGGAAUGAGUCCUUGCUGAUCAAGCAAGGAGGUGGGCAUAUAAUUGCCAGCUCCUCAGGGUCGAACCUUCAGAGCUAAUUGGGAGUUUGAAAAGUGCAAAUGAGAGGCUGUUCUCCUGAUCGGUGAAAACAGCAGUUGAAGAAAAUCAAAGUAUCUACCAUUGUCGAUAUUAUGGCCAUGUUGAAGAGCUCAAAUGGGGAGAUCCCAGCAGAGAAUGGCGACCACAAGGACCCGAAAAAGGGAAUAGAAGACGAGAAAAUCGAUUCGGUCCCCUUCCACAAGCUCUUCUCGUUCGCAGAUUCGACGGACGUGCUUUUAAUGGUUGUGGGCUCACUGGGCGCUAUUGGGAAUGGGAUGUCUCUUCCCCUCAUGACUGUGCUGUUCGGGCAGUUGAUUAACUCUUUCGGGCUGAAUCAGAACAACAAGAACGUCGUACAUGAAGUGUCAAAGUUAUCGCUACAGUUCGUCUAUUUAGCGGUGGGAUCUGCAGCAGCAUCUUUUCUGCAGGUGGCUUGUUGGAUGGUAACUGGAGAGAGGCAAGCCGCCAGAAUACGAGGCUUGUACCUUCGGACCAUACUGAGACAAGACGUAGCCUUCUUUGACACAGAGACAAACACUGGAGAGAUUGUAGGGAGAAUGUCGGGCGACACCGUUCUCAUACAAGAUGCCAUGGGGGAAAAGGUAGGGAAGUUCAUUCAGCUUGUAGCGACGUUUCUGGGUGGAUUUGUCAUAGCUUUCAUCAAAGGAUGGCUACUCACCUUGGUUAUGUUAUCGUCCAUUCCUCCACUUGUUGUUUCGGGUGGGGCCAUGUCCCUUGUCAUAUCAAAGAUGGCUUCUCGGGGACAGACUGCCUAUGCAAAGGCAGCAAACGUCGUCGAACAAACAAUCGGCUCUAUCAGAACAGUUGCAUCUUUUACCGGGGAGAAGCACGCAAUUAAGAACUAUGACAAGUUUCUCGUGCAUGCUUACAAGAACGGUGUUCACGAAGGAUUAGCUGCUGGGUUGGGGGUUGGGACGGCCUUCUUCAUAAUCUUCUGCAGCUAUGCAUUGGCCAUUUGGUUUGGAGCAAAAAUGAUCUUGGAAAAAGGAUAUACUGGAGGUGAUGUGCUUAAUGUGAUUGUGGCCGUGUUGACCGGUUCGAUGUCACUAGGACAGGCUUCCCCUUGCAUGACAGCUUUUGCUGCUGGUCGAGCAGCGGCUUUUAAGAUGUUUGAGGCAAUUGAUAGGAAGCCCGAGAUCGAUUCCUGCAGCCCGAAGGGCAAGACACUAGAAGACAUUCGUGGAGAUAUAGAACUCAAAGACGUUUAUUUUAGUUAUCCAGCGCGGCCACAAGAGCCAAUAUUUAGUGGGUUUUCGCUUUGCAUAUCUAGCGGGACAACCACCGCCCUGGUCGGGCAGAGCGGGAGUGGGAAAUCCACCGUUAUCAGCCUAAUCGAGCGAUUUUAUGAUCCACAGUCUGGAGAAGUACUCAUAGACGGCAUAAAUUUGAAAGAGUUUCAGCUUAAGUGGAUUAGGAGUAAGAUCGGUCUCGUAAGUCAAGAACCGGUUCUCUUCACAUCAACUAUCAAGGAGAAUAUCGCAUUCGGAAAGGAUGGCGCUACAACAGAAGAGAUUCGGGCUGCUGCGGAACUUGCAAAUGCUGCUAGAUUCAUCGAUAAAUUGCCACAGGGAUUCGAUACAAUGGUUGGUGAACACGGGACGCAGCUGUCGGGGGGACAGAAGCAGAGAGUUGCGAUAGCAAGGGCUAUACUGAAAGACCCGAGAAUUCUACUUCUUGAUGAGGCCACGAGCGCACUCGAUGCAGAGUCAGAGAAAAUUGUGCAAGAAGCACUUGACAGAAUAAUGAGCAAUCGGACGACCGUCGUUAUCGCUCAUCGAUUAAGCACAGUGAGGAAUGCUGAUAUGAUCGGCGUGAUUCAUCAGGGCAAGUUAGUCGAGAAAGGCACGCAUUCGGAACUACUUGAAGAUCCUGAGGGAGCGUAUGCGCAGCUGAUACGUCUCCAGCAAGUGAAGAGCGAAUCAGAAAAGGGGAAAGAUGAUGGAACUAGUGAGUUGAGCACGAGCCAAAGAAUGUCGUCCUUACGAUCGAUAAGCCGUACAUCUUCAGGAGUAGGAAACAGCGGUCGCCACUCCUUCUCCCUCUCAUUCGGUGUGCCUGCCGGGGUGGGCAUCUCCAAUGCUGCGCCAGGACAAGCGGAGCCCUCUUCUGCUGAAACCACUGAAAAUGCUCCUGAGGUCCCAAUCCGUAGGCUCGCUUACCUCAACAAGCUGGAGCUUCCGGUGAUGAUCCUUGGGUCAAUCGCUGCAGUAGUCAGCGGAGUGGUCAUGCCAAUAUUCGGCCUGCUACUGUCAAGCAUCAUCAACUCGUUCUAUGAGCCACCUCAUAAGCUGCGAAAGGACUCGAAGUUUUGGGCAUUGAUGCUGACUGUCAUCGGUGUGGCAUCCCUACUGUCGUUCCCAUCACAGAAUUACUUCUUUUCGGUUGCAGGCUGUAAGUUGAUCCAGAGAAUCCGAUUGAUGUGCUUCAGGAAGGUGGUCCACAUGGAAGUGAGCUGGUUCGAUGAACCAGACCACUCGAGUGGGGCCAUUGGAGCGAGGCUAUCAGUUGAUGCAGCGACAAUUCGUGCCUUAGUUGGAGAUGCGCUAGCUCAACUUGUUCAGAAUGGGGCAGCAGCAAUUGCCGGUGUAGUCAUUGCCUUUGUAGCAAGCUGGCAAUUGGCCCUGAUCAUCCUCGCUUUACUUCCUCUACUUUUCGUCAAUGGCUAUGCUCAAGUUCGGUUCAUGAAAGGAUUUAGUGCUGAUGCAAAGAUGAUGUACGAGGAAGCAAGCCAAGUAGCAACAGAUGCAGUCGGAAGUAUCAGGACAGUUGCUUCUUUCUGCGCUGAAGAGAAAAUGAUGCAGCUCUACUCGAAGAAAUGUGAGGGUCCAAUGAAGAACGGGAUAAGGCAAGGCUUGAUUAGCGGAACCGGGUUCGGCAUAUCUUUCUUCUUGCUAUUUGCUGUCUAUGCCACUUGUUUCUAUGCUGGCGCUCGGUUUGUUCAGGAUGGCAAGGCGACAUUCACCGAUGUCUUUCGGGUCUUCUUCGCCCUGACCAUGGCGGCUAUGGGAAUAACACAAUCGAGCUCGAUGCUACCCGAUUCUAGCAAAGCUAAGGCCGCUGCGGCUUCCAUAUUCACAAUAUUGGACAGAAAGUCGAAGAUAGACCCAAGCGAUGAAUCGGGAAUAACACUCGAGAGCGCGAAGGGAGAGAUCGAACUUCGUCACAUCAGCUUUAAGUAUCCCUCUCGUCCUGAUAUACAGAUUUUCCGUGAUCUCAGCCUGGCCAUUCAUUCGGGCAAGACAGUAGCAUUGGUCGGGGAAAGUGGGAGCGGGAAAUCGACUGUGAUAGCAUUGCUGCAGCGGUUCUACGACCCGGAUUCGGGUCAUAUCAAGCUCGAUGGGGUCGAGAUACAGAAGUUGCAUCUCAAAUGGUUCAGGCAGCAGAUGGGCCUAGUGAGUCAGGAACCGGUUCUGUUCAACGAAACGAUCCGGGCAAAUAUUGCUUACGGGAAGGAAGGAAAUGCGACAGAGGCUGAAAUAUUGGCCGCCUCAGAGCUUGCCAAUGCCCACCGGUUCAUCAGUGGCUUACAACAGGGUUACGAUACAUUAGUCGGGGAGCGAGGAGUCCAGCUAUCGGGCGGGCAGAAGCAGCGUGUGGCGAUUGCACGGGCCAUAGUGAAGGAGCCGAAGAUCCUGCUCCUGGACGAGGCCACCAGUGCACUGGAUGCGGAGUCUGAGAGGGUGGUCCAGGAAGCGUUGGACAGGGUCAUGGUAAACAGGACCACGGUCAUAGUGGCGCACCGGCUGUCCACGGUCAAGAAUGCAGACGUGAUUGCCGUGCUCAAGAACGGAGUCAUCGUCGAAAAGGGAAGGCACGACACGCUAAUCAAUAUCAAGGAUGGAUUCUAUGCGUCCCUGAUUGCUCUUCACAUGAGCGCUUCGACUUCCUAAAAAUUUUUGUGCAUCUCCCCCAGUUUGUUCCCUAUUAAAAUUAUGGCAUAGUAAAUGCAUCCAUGCAAAAAUCUAUUUUGUAAUACGUUUGUGUCUGUCACAACUCACAAUCUAUUGUUUUUCCAAACCAGGUCGGGUUUUGAAUUUAAUAAAAAACAAUUAAUAAUU